Molecule: messenger RNA, 1304 nt
Organism: Hyalella azteca
Lineage: Eukaryota; Metazoa; Arthropoda; Malacostraca; Amphipoda; Hyalellidae
Product: glutamate receptor ionotropic, delta-1-like
Exons: 7
Coding region: 1-1116 (371 amino acids)
Cellular component (GO): membrane
Molecular function (GO): glutamate-gated receptor activity
Source: RefSeq, a predicted model, not a curated record
AUGCGACGUGCCACUGGAGGAUGGCACAUCGUGGGCUGGAUCAUCGACCUGCUUAAUACGCUCGAGAAGAACAUGAACUUCACUUGCUCCGUGACCCCGUCCGUUGACCGGGAAUUCGGUGCUCAGCGGCCCGAUGGUUCGUGGUCCGGAAUAAUCGGGCUGGUGGACGAUGGUCAAGCCGACAUCAUUGUGGCCUCCCUGGACAACAUCCUUGCUCGCGCUGCCGUGGUCGAUUUCCUCAUCACCGUCGAUGUGACGAGGUUCGUGAUGGUGAUGAGACGUGCCUACAAUAUGGACGCGGCGUGGACGAACUACACGAGCGAGUUUAGCGCCGAGGUUUGGGUGGCGCUGGCGGCACUGUUGUGCUGCAGCCCUGACGAGACCAGACGACCGUCGUACCUGGAGAUUUGUAGCGUCGUCAUCGCGGCACUCGCUGCCAGAGGUUGCAACUGCUCUACAACUUCCAUCAGCGGUCGUAUGGCCUGGAUCACAACCUUGUGCUGCGCGGUGCUGGUGUCGGCGCACUACAACAGCGCGCUGUACUCAAUAUUAACACUUAAUAAACCUUACUAUCCCUUCGAUGGAUUCCAGUCAUUGCUGGACCACGGAGGGUACACGCUGGGUGUUAUCACAGGGGGAACUUCUCUGGAGACUGAACUGGAGGAAAACAUCGACACAACUGCUCACAGAGCCUGGAAUGAACUCGCGAAGCCUCGUGGUCUUGUGACAAGUCCUGCAGAGGGACUGAGGAAAGCUCGAGAGGAAAAUUACGUGUUACUGAUAAGUGAAACGGAAUUUUACGGAACUAGCAACGAUGAGUGCGACUACACCGUGCUGCCGGGAAGUUUUUUCAAGUUUCCCUCAGGAUUUGCCGUCAAAAAGGGAUCAGCUUUGGGACCCCUUUUCAAUAAGGCUUUAUUGGAGAUCAUCAAUACUGGAGUAUUGCCGCGCAUCAAACGAUAUUGGAACAUACCGAAACCUGACUGUCGACACCUGGGCGUGUCUGCUAUGACCAACAAGCAGAUGAUGUCUGCAUUCUGCUUCCUAGUUUUGGGCUUAAGCUUGGCAGCAAUCAUCACGGGCUGCGAGAGGCUUCUGAGGAAAAUACACAAAUAGCAACGCACACUUCCGCAUUUAUGAUCACUAUAAAUUCUUUAGUGCAAAAAUUCGUGAAUUCUUACCACAUUCUUCUUCCUUGCCACUGUUUUUUUUUAAUAUUGAUCAGAUCUAGAAUAAAAGGUCCUAUUGAAAGGAUCACCCCUGAGCAGAGCUUGGCAGCGCUACUUUGAAAUGUAGCGGCCGCU